CAGCAGCAGCGGCGGCGGCGGCGGCGGCGGCGGCUCGUCCCACACCGGCCCGUCCCAGUGACCCGUCAGUGAGCUCCGGAACCGGCCGGAACCAGCCGAGCGCGCGCGCCGCCGCCCGUCCAGCCGGUCCAUCCGGGCUGGGUCACUGCCCCCAGCUCUGUGCUCCGGAGACGCCGCCCGACCCGGAGUCGGCCGGAAACUGCUCUGGCAGAAUGCACCAGGUGCACCUCCUGAGAGCGGGGGUCAGUCUGUCACUGGCGGUGCAUCUCGGAGCGUCGGCGCUCCGCUGGCUGGAGAUACUCGAAGAGGAAGAGGAGCAGCUCAACAACCCUCGAGCUGCGUGGUGCGAAUCUGCCGCCCAGCACCAGCACUUCAGCACCAGCCCCAGCACCUCUCUCCCCUGUCCAGAGGAGCUCUCAGAGCAGCCGAGGCGGCGCGGCCCGGCCGGGUCGGACGCGUCCCAGCCAUGUGUCGGCUGCUGUGGUGGACAGCGCUGGCGGCUCUGCUGCCUGCUGCGACACGCGGCCAGGGCGGUCAGUUUGAACUGACUGUCAUUCAGUACCAGCACCCGGUCACCGAUAAACAGGACGUAUACACACAACAGGUAGCCGAUGCCAUUCGACUAGCCCGCAGUCACGGUCAGGGUAAUGUGCUGGUACUAAACACCGGCGGAACGAGACGGGCAAUGCGGAGACAGUUGCGGGUGCCCGAUGUCAGCCCGGCGGCCACGGCCUUCUCGAAGGAGGACUUUAACGGCGGCAUCAGCUCGCUGAUGGCGCGCGUUGUGGGCUCCCCGGAGAUGUUCGUCGUGUCCAACAUCAGGUCCUCGCUGCUGCGCCGCUUCGUCGCCGACUCGACGGUCGUCGACAUCGGCGGAAAGACUGUCGGAGUCGUCGGAUUUGUGUCGCGCUAUUUGAACCAAAAGCUGCUGGACGCCGGCAGUAUGCCGAUCGUGGCCGAGGUGCCCGCCGUACAGCGCGAGGUGCGGCGGUUGAAGGAGCGGGGAGUUGACAUCGUCAUCGCGCUGGGCAGCGCAGGACACCGCAGGAACGCCGAGAUCGCCCGCGAAGUUCGCGGUCUGGACGCCGUGGUGACCGGACCGGUGGAGACCCGCGCCGCCGCGACAGAGUCCUUCCCGCAGGCGAUUGAGCAGCCGUGGGGCACUGUGGUGCCCCUGCUGGAGAUCCCCCUGGCCACCGACCACCUGAUCGGCAUCACUCGCCUGCUGUUCGACGAUACCAACCAGGUCACCAAGGGAGUCGGCAUGUUCACCGUCGCCGACGGCACCAACAGAGAUGCCGUGGAGCAGAAGCAGCUGGCCCUCCUUGAGAUGGACACUGUGGAAGGCUCCGGUCAGGGACCCGCCGAGGCACUUGAAGCCCUUGGUGUGGCAGCCAGUCAGUACUCUGAGGAACAGGCGGCCGCCGGUGACGUCCCGCCGCCCUCUGUGGCUGACGUCGUGACUGCCACCAAUGUCGAGUCCGCCGACGAAGGAAACGGUGCAGAUGAGGUGUUCAUUCCGGAGAACCAGCCGUUUGUUCCACCGUUCACCGCGGCAGCGACUGAAGGUGACGAUGUUGUGAGGGGAACGGAGAAGGGGCCCCUGUCAGCGCAAGAAGCGUUGGUGCUGAAGGAACAACUCGUUGAGCAGGCGGGAGAGGGAGAGAAGUCAGAAGAACAGGUGAAAGAAGAGGCUUCGACCAGUGACACUGAAGCGACUGUUGAUGCUAAUGAUGAUGUGAAAGACGCGACAGCUAAUGAGAACCAAGCGGCAGCUGCUCCUGCCGCGACUGAAGUCUCUCCUGAUCAGAAUACCGAGUCGUUGACUGCCGACGAAAUUCAAGACCUCAAGAGCAACCUUGGUCCCCUUACAGCCGCUCAGGUGGAAGCCCUCAAGGAUAGGUUUGUUGUUGUAAACGAGGAAGAGAACCAGCCAGGCUCAGCCGUGCUUGUCGAUAAAAACAGCAUGGGCAUGACGCAGAGCUCGAGCGGAACGGCAACUGGACAAGAGACAAGUGACGAGACUAGUGAAAAGGAAGCGGAAGCUCCUGUAGUUGGUGAGAGCGCUGAGACGUCCAAUGCAUCGGAUGACGUUUCAACUCCUCUUGCGCCGGAAGUGAGCGAGAACAAUGAUGCAACAACCAUGCUCGUCAUGAAGGACAAGAAUGCCGAAUCUGGAAUGCCGCCGGCGCAAACGGUUGCUGUGAGUGUCCAGCUUGGCGAUGCUCCGCAAACGGCUGAUUCCGAGAAGGAAACCAAUGAGACUGGUGAGUCGGAUGCAGAUCAAGCUAUGGAAUUGAUGGAGAAGGAUACGCCUGACUCGGGCAUGGCUAGCGACUCUUCCACUCCUGCGCUUGAUGAGACAACCAUUGAAGAAAGUGAUGCAGAAGUCGAAGGCUCUGGUAACCAGGACGAGGUUGAAGCAAACAGUGAGGAGGUCUCGGUGACAGGAAGCGAGGUCAAUGACCCCAACAAUAUUCAGCCUGAGGCAGUUGAAACGCCAUCAGAAACAGUUAUUGCAUCUGAAGAACCGGCUCCUAUCCAAUCCGAAGACAACGUAUCGGCCGACGGCAUCCCGGAAGUUGCAGACACCGAGGGCGCCCUUCCGAUGAACGACGUCGCUUCUAGCAGUAAUACGGCCGAGCCCGUUCCGCCAGUGUCUGAGACCAUGGCAACUUCCGAGACUGCUGACAGCGUCCAGGAUGAAGCAAGCGUCGAAGCUGUGGACACUGUUUCGGACUCUGACGCUGCCAGUGUCUCUUCGGAGAUUUCUGACGAUUCUGCCCAGAACUCGGAGGCUAGCGAAGCUGUGCAGACCGCAGAUAUUGCCCAGGAUCCUAUUAUCCAGGCUCCAAGUAUCGAAGGCAGUAUGGUCGAGGUUCAGGGCGAGACUUCUGAUAAGAUGCCGAGUGAUGCCAACGUUUCUCCGAGUGAAGCUGCCGAUGUGGCUGCUGCUGUUGAUGAUGAUCAGAUCCUUGGCACGUCUGAGGAAGCUGCUGGUAUCGGAAUCACUUCCCAAGAGGAUGGAAUUUCUAGUGACACUCCGAAUGCUCAGGAUGCGAUUGAGCAGACCGUCAACGAGUCUCCCAACACUAUUGUUGCUCCGUCAGACGCUGAACAAGACCCUUCUCCUGUUCCUCCUGGUGAAGCGACCACCCCUGUCGAUGUUCCUCAGGAACAACUUAUCAACGAAGAAUCUCAGGCCGUUGUCCAAGACCAAGCGCCAGUAACGUCGCCCGAAAUCCAGAAUACUUCUCAGGAGUCGAUUGCAAGCCCCGUGCAGGAUCAGACAUCAGCAACCGAUGGUGAAAACGAACUUCAGCAAUCCACGGAUCUCACCCCUGGCACAGAAGUCGGCAUUGAGUACCCGGUUCAGGCUUAUGACGAGGAAGACGCUGGACAGAACCUCCAGUUCAUCGAUGCAUCGCUUUUCAAUGCACCAGAGCCAUCUCGUAUCGGAUCUGUGGCUGGCGUCCUGGAUGCCAUUCAAGCGAUUGUUGGAGAGACGAUGGACAGUGGCCCGACCAAUGCGAUUUCGGAGUCGAAGAUUGACGAAGAGACCUCACCCGAUGACGCUCAGCCAGCUAUUCCUAAUGUCUUUGAUGUCACCGCCGACGCUGCGAACACAGAUAGCGAGCCAACUGACGUCUCCACCGUCGAAGAGGCGCAGAAGGAACCUCAAAUGGACGAUGCUAGUGAGCCUGUUGCGUCAACCCAAGAUACUGGUGCUGCUGUGGGAGACUUGAACCUUCAGGCCGGUGUGGAAGGCGAACCCGCCACUGCAAUUUCCAGUACCGAAGAGCAGGUCCCUGAAACAACCGGUACCGGGUCUCAGCAACUGAAUGCCGACAAGUUGUCCGAGUUGAAGGAAGAGUAUCUUUCAGGACUAGCGGAGAAGGAGACUGAAGAUAUGGGAGAGCCAGCUCCGGUAAUGUCUGAUGAAGAAAAACUGGCACAGCUCCAAGCUCAGUACACUAAUGGUGAAACUCUCGACAGCACAUCAGGAAGCCAGGCAGACGAUAACAAGGAAUCGUCAGCUGCGGAUGAGGGCGAGGAAGGCUUGGUCAGCAACACUGCAGAAGCUGAGCAACUGCCUGAGGAUGACGAAUCAGUAACCAGCCUCCAGGAAUCUCAGGACAGCAAGGAACCUGGACCCGUCGGAACUAGUCCAGGCAUCGAGGUGAGCCCUGAUUCUGGUCCUGCUGUUGCGACCAACAACGCUGAGACCGCUGAUGCAGGCUCAGAGUCUGAACCUGCUGAAGUGAACCCAGUUUCCGAAGCUGCUGAGGAUAGCCCAGAUACUAUGCCUGUUGAAGCGAGCCCCGAUGCAGAGACUUCUGGAGUGAGUUUUGAUGCAGAGACAGUCGAAGUGAACUCGGAUACUGAGCUUGCUGAAGUGAUCUCCGAUGCUGGAAUGACCUCAGACACUGAGUCUGCUGAAGUAAUCUCCGAUGUUCAGCCCGCUGUCGGAAACACCGACGCAGAGACUGUUGCAGUGAACCCAGACUCUCAGGCUGCUGAAGUGAUCUCUGAUGCUGAAGCCGCUGAAGUCAGCUCUACCUCUGCCACUGCUGGCCUCAGCCCAGCUUCUGAGACUGUUGAAGUUAACUCCGAUGCUGAGCCUGUGGCAGUAAGCUCCGAUGCUGAACCAGCUGAUAUGAGCUCUGCUGAUGAGUCUGUGCCAAUGAGCUCUGACACAGAGCCCGCUGAAAUCAGCUCCGAUACUCAGCCCGCUGAAGUCAGCUCUGAUUCCGAGUCUACUGACGAUAGCUUCGAUACUACCGAAGGCUUUGUUCCAGAGUCUGUUGAAACGAAUUCUGACAUCGAGACCGCCGGAGUGAGCUCGGAUGCUCAGUCAGCGGAAGUGAGCUCUGAUACUGAUACUCCUGAGGUCAGACCCGAUACCGAGACUGCUGAAGUGAGCUCAAACUCAGAGCCUGCUGAAAUUAGCUCCGAUGCUGAGCCUGCGAACGAUAGCUCUGAUUUCGAGUCCGCGGCAGUAAGCCCGAAUACGGAGACUGUUCAGGUGAGCUCAGAUACCGAGACAGCCGCAAUGAGCUCUGACUCUAAAACUACUGAGAUGAGCUCUGACUCUAAAACCACUGAGAUGAGUUCUGAUUCUGAAACUGUUGAAGUGAUCCCAGGAUCUGAGACUGCUGCGGUGAUCUCAGACUCCGAGACUGCUGAGAUGAGUUCUGAUGCUCAGCCUGCUGAGGCGAGCUCGGUUACUGAGACUACUGAAGUGAUCCCAGGAUCUGAGCCUGUUGAAGCUACCCCAGGUUCCGGGGCUGCUGUAGCCCCUGCUGCUGCUGAUGCCGGGGAAGUGAGCCCUAACUCCGAGGAUGAAAUAAACUCGGCUUCAGAUACUUCUGAGGUGAACUCGGAUGCUGACGCUGCCAAUCCCAUCUCCGAUUCUGAUGGCGCCGCAGUUAUUCCCGGUUCGGAGGUGAAUACAGAUAGCCCAAUUCCAGUCACAGCUGAUGCAAGCUCCACCUCUGAGACUCCUGACUCCAGCCCAGACUCUGAGCCUGCUGAAGUAAGCUCCGAUGCUGGGAUGAGCUCGGAUUCUGAAACUGCUGAAGUGAACUCCGAUGCUGAUACGUCUGAGGCGAGCUCAGAUACUAAUCCCGCUGAAGUAAGCUCUGACACCGAGAAAGCUGAGGUCAGCUCUGAUUCUGAGCCCGCUGAAAUGAGCUCUGAUGCUGAGACUGCUGGAAUGAGCCCAGCCUCUGACAUGACUGGAUUAAUCUCUGAUAACCAGGCUGCGGAAGAUAGUUCUGAUAUGUCGCCUGCUGAGGUAAGUUCUGAUUCUGGAGCUGCUGAGAUAAACUCAGACUCGGGAGCUACGGAAACGAUGUCCGACCCUGAGACUCCUGAGGUGAUCUCUGAUGUCCAGAAUGCUGAAAUGAGUUCCAAUGCUGAGCCUGAGGCAGUAAACCCAGACACUAAGACUCCUGAAGCGAACUCAGAUACUGCGACUGCUGAAGUGAGCUCCGACACUGAUGCUGAUGAAGUUAGCUCUGGUUCUGAGACUGCUGAAGUGAGCCCAGGAUCUGAGACUGCUGACAUGAGUUCAGAUUCCGAUGCUGUCGAAGUUAGCCCGGAUGUUGAGUCCGCCGAAGUAAGCUCUGAUUCUGUACCUGCUGACGUGAGCGCUGGCGAUGAGCCUGCUGACGUGAGCUCUGCUGCUGAGAUUGCCGACGUGAGCCCAGUCUCUGAAACUGCUGAAGUGAGCUCAGACUCUGAGGCUCCUGAAGUGAACUCAGAUGCUGAGUCUGACGAGAUGAGCAAAGUCUCUGAAACUGCUGAAGUAAGCUCUUCUGAUGCCGAGCCUGCUCAGGUGAACUCUGAUUCUGAGCCCAUGAGAUCAGGCGCUGAUACUGCUCAAGUGAGUGCCGAUGCUGAGCCCACUGAAUUGAGUUCUGAUUCUGAUACUCCCGAAGUGAAUGCUGAUACUGAAACCGUAAGUGCAGACGCUGACACUGAUUCUCAGACUGCUGAAGUGAGCCCUGUUUCUGCGGAGGUUAGUUCUGAUACUGCCGAAGUGAGCUCCGAUUCUCAGACUCCUAUAGUGAGUUCCGAUCCUGAGCCCACUGAACUGAGCUCUGAUUCAGCCGCGGUUAGUUCUGAUGCUAAUACCGCUGAGCCUGUGCCCACUUCUGACAAUGAUGAAACCGACCUUGUCGCUGAGGACAUCGAAACUUCCCUUACCAAUGCCGUCCUCCCUGCGAACGGACUCUUCUGGUAUCCGAACAAACAGAACCCCCAGGAGACCGCACCACUAGACUCUCUCGUCCCUCUGACGGCCAUAUCUCAGUCAGGUUUCGUUCCAUCGAGGAGACCCGACACUCCCGAGCAGCAGGGGUACCUUCCCUCAGCAGAGGCUGAAGCGGUGGAGGUCGAUAAGGAGAGCAUCCUACAGACGAUCAAGGAUAACAUGCCGGAGGGAGUGAUGAUCGGGGAACCGGCCGAGAGUCCUGAGCAGGCACCGGAGGGUCAGACCGCUGAUGCUAGCUCAGAGAGCGCUAUGAGCUCGGCGAUGGAUAUGAGCUCAGAAGCCGACGCAAGCUCAGCAACUGCAGAGGGACCUGUGACCGCUGAGGGUUCCGAGACUGACCCUAGCCCAGAGGCCGGAGUAACCGCUGAUGCAGCGGCGAGCCCAGAUGAUGGAGUAAGCUCAGUUACCGCGGAUAGCUCAGCGACUGCCGUGAACCCAGAGGCUGAAAUUACCUCUGACUCUGUGGCUCCUGUACCGGACGCUGAAGAUGCUGAGGUCAUUCCUCCGGGAGCGGAGACCCCUCUAGCAGAAGAAAAAGUGGACACUGUCUCCCCAGUUCAGACCGAAGUCCCUGUCUCAGAGACCGAAGAGGCUUCUUCAGUUCAGGCUGGAGAGCCUUCUCCAGUUCAGUCUAAAGAACCUAUGCCAGCUCAGUCCGAAGAUUCUUCUCAAACUCAGCCAGUAGAACCGGCUUCAGUUCAGUCUGAAGAACAAUCCAUGGAUCAGCCAAAGGAGACUUCUCCAGUUCAGACUGAAGGACAAUCCUCAGUUCAGUCUGACAACUCGUCUCCAGUUCAGCCGCAAUCACCCUCACCAGCUCAGACUGAGGAGCCAUCGCCCAUGCAGACUGAAGUACAGUCACCAGUGCAGACUGAAGAGCCCUCUCCACUCCAGCCUCAAGAACCUGUACAAGUCCCGCAACAAGAACCCUCUCCAGUGCAACCUAUCGAACCAGUUCCAUCCCAGCCCCAGAUUCCGCCCCUCAGUCAGAUCACAUCACCUCAGAACUUCCCCUCUCAACCCCUGUAUGGCCAGUCUGGUGCUCCAGCACAAAGUGCUACGGACGUGAUCAACACCAUCCAAGGUAUCGUCACCGAACAGCAAGAGCAGCUCCCCAGCUCUGACAGUCCUGCGCUGCCGGCGAGCGAUGCGGCCAGUCUGCCUGGAGGAGCGGGUGAUGUGUCGGGGGUUAUCAGUGCCAUUCACGGUAUAGUGAAGGAUGAGAGUGCUGCCCACGAGGAGGCCGGCGGAGACGCGCCGGUGGUGGCUGAUGAGCCUCAGACUGCUGAGCCUGAAGAUCCGAUGAAUGUUAAGACUGAGGAGACUGAAGUACCGACUGGAGUUGAGACUGAAGUACCGACUGAUGUGGAGACUGAGGUACCGACUAAGAUGGAGACUGGAGAGAAUGACGUACCGACUGAAGCUCAGACUGGAGAGGCUGAAGUACCGUCUGAAGCUCAGAAUGGAGAGGCUGGAAUACCAACUGAAAUUCAGAAUGGAGAGGCUGGAAUACCAACUGAAGCUCAGACUGGAGAGACAGGUGUACCAAUUGAAGUUCAGAAUGGAGAGGCUGAACUACCAACUGAGGAUCAGAAUGAAGAGGCUGGAAUACCAACUGAAGUUCAGAAUGGAGAGGCUGGAAUACCGACUGAGGCUGGGUCUGGAGAAGCUGAAGGCGUACUAGGCACUGAGUUUGUCGCACCCGAAGAUCUAUCGCAAAAUGAGAUUGCCCAGCCUGAAGACCCCCUAGAGCUUGCUGAGCCUGAGGAUAUGCUAGAGCCUGAACUAGCCGAACCUGAAGAACUGUCGCCUAACGAGAUAGCCGAGCCUGAGGCUCCUCUAGAGCAGCCUGCAGAUGGUCCUCAGUAUCUGCCUCAGCCGGUGGACUCGGAGACACCGCUGAGGCAGCCGGCUGGCGUUCCUGUGCAGCCGGCUGUCGCUCCUCAGACAGGCAGCGUUCCUAUCCAGCCGGGCAGCGUUCCUGCUCAACCGGCCGUCCCUGCCCAGCCGGCCGUCCCUGUCUCGGGUCCGACGCCGGGCCAGCGGCCGUUCCUCCCGUCUAUACCAUCCCACGUUACCGAGGACGAGCUGAUGGCGAUUAUCAGUCAGGAGGACCUCUCCUCCCUCGGCUUGUCGCAGAGUCAGCUGCUGGCGCUGCUGACCGGGUCUCUCCCCGCCGGUCUGGUGCCGGUGUCCGGACAGGAGGCGUUCGUACCCGUCCGCAGCCCGGGAGCGGUGGACGCGGGAGUCGUGCCGCCCUCUGCCUACCCGCAGCUGCCGACUGGGCAGGGAGUGUCGACCGGCUCAGUCCCCGUGAUCCCCACCUCUCCUCUUUCUCCCGCCUCAGUUUCUGUCUCCGCCCCUGUCAUCAUCCCUGUCUCCGCCCCUGCUCCCGUCCCCGUCGCCGCUCCUGGAACUCCGCCGGUCAGGGAAGACCUCACCCCAUCUUCUCCAUCACCCAGCGCCGUCGCUACCCCCAUCGCCCCAUCUCCACAGUCCGUUCCUUCCCCUGUCCCGGCAAGCGGUGCGCCGUCUCCACCCAUCCAGUCCGUGCCCGCCACACAGGGAGUGCAGACUCCGACACGGGAUGAUCCCGUGCUUGGGGUUACGGCAGGGCAGAUCGCCGGGGAGCUGACCGACUGCCUCGGAACAGAGUGCGCCAUGGGAAAGAUCAUCGCAGACGCCCUUCGCUGGAGGCUGAGAGCCGAAGUCGAAGGAACGUUUGUGGCCAGCGAUGUCUUCCGAGGCUCCUGGCAAGGUGAAAUCCGGAGGUCGGACAUAAUCGCCGUCGUGAGGAACAAUCCCAGGAUCUCGAUUGUGACUAUCGAGGGAUCGCGCUUUGAGGACUUCAUUCGUGUCCUGGAGGGAAGCCCGUUGUUCUUCCAUAUGUCGGGUGUCCGUCUCACGGUCAGCCCGCAGAUGGACAUCAGCGUCUCUGUGCUGUGCGAGGGCUGCGGCCCCACGCCCUACCAGCCCAUCAACACAGCCAAGCCGUACGUGUUGGCCUUCCUGACCGGUGCCGAUAACCGGCUGUUUGAGUCGACCGUCUUCGCCGAUGUCCGGCCGCUGACUCUGAGCCUCACCGACGACGUCCUGGUGCCGUACGUCGAGGCGAACCGGUUCGUCUCCCCGCCGACCGACGACCGUAUCAUUUUCGCCGGCACACCGGCUCCAACUCGAGUGGACACAUCGGCCGACGCGCCGCAGGGAGCAGCCCCGGCCCAGCGGCCUGCUCAGCUUCUUACUGAGGAGGAUCGUCUAGAGGCGCUCAAACAGCAAUACCUGAGCGACAUCCUGGCAGUGGCCGAGGAUGCGGAUGCCGCCGAGGGUCCUACCGAUCCUCAGGAGUUGCUACAGCAGCUGACGGAGCUGCAGCAGCAGUACCAGCAGGCCGCGCCGGCGGUUGUGGCGGCUGCGACGCCGAGUGAUCUGGAUCAACUGGCGCUGCUUCAGCAGGAGUACGCUCCGGCGGGUGGGGUGGCUAGUGUCGCCCCGGUUAGGGCCGGUUCGCUGGCGCCCGCGGCGGAGAUAGCUCAGACCCGCCCGGUCGGCGUGGCACAGUCGACUGCUACCCAGAGUCAAACCCCGGCGGCGGAGCUUACGGACAUCGAGAGGCUGGCCCUGCUGCAGCAGCAGUACGCCCAGGCUGACGAGAGUGUAGCUCCCGUGAGGGCAGGCUCUACAGCAGCCACUGCUCCGGUCAACAGUGGAGCCCAGACUGUGCCCUCUCGACCGGCGGUGACCGUCCAGCGCCGGCCGGUGGUCCGUCCGGCAGACCCGGCCGAACCUCCGGCCGACGAGCUGACCAAGCUACAGGAGCUGUUCGCCCUUCAGCAGCAGUACGGAGCUACUGGAACAGCGCCCGAUCCGGCCUCCGCCUCCCAGGUAAACUCGGUACACUUUGGAUCGGCUGCGCCGGGUGCUGAGGUGGUACCGCAGACUUCUGUACCACAUCCUUCUGUGUCUCGGCCGUCAGUACCUCAGACGUCUGUACCUCGCCCUUCGGUACCCCGUCCGUCGGUACCCCGUCCUUCAGUGCCACACGCUUCAGUACAGCAAACAUCACUACCUCGCCCUUCAGUACCGUAUGGUUCAGUACAGCAGGCAUCAGUACCGUACGGUUCAGUACAGCAGACAUCAGUACCGUAUGCUACAGUGCAGCAAGCAUCAGUGCCUCACCCAUCAGUACAGCAGACUUCUGUGCCAUACGUUUCAGUACCCCAAUAUCAGCAAGCUCACGCGCAGCUCUCCUCCGCAGCUCCGGGAGUAGAGUACGUCCAGCCCGCCUACGCACCUGCCGCCCAGUACGUACAACUGGGCGCGCCUCACCAAUCGGUGGCGUACUCUCCGGGACAUCAGCAAGUUCAUCUGGCUGUGGGAAGUGCGGAGCCGUCAGAGUUGGCCGAGUAUCAGGAGCACGCGCUGACGGCUUAUCAGCAUGCAGUGGCGCCCGAGCAGUCGGGUGAUGUACAAGUUGUACGGCUGGUUGAAAAGCAGGUGGAACAUGAAGCACAGCCGUACUAUGAUCAGGUUGUACCGCACAAGCCUCAGUAUGCACAGCUUGUGCAGCAAGAAGUACAGCCUCAGUAUGCUCAGGUUGUGCAGCAAGAGGUGCCCGUAGAGCACGUUCAGGUUGUACAACAGGAGGUGGAACCUCAGUACGUUCAGGUUGUUGAACACGAGCAGCCCCAGUACGCGCAGGUUGUACAACAGGAAGUCCCUGUGCAGCAAGUACAGGUAGUUCAACACGAGGUCCCAGUUCACCAAGUCCAGGCGCAAGUCGUUCCCACAGUUCAGCACGUCGUGAAGCCCGUGCACGCCCAGGGGGUGGCUCAGGCUCUCCAGGUCACCCUGGACGAGGCACAGCCGGCGUCGGAGGUCCAUGUCAGUGUUGCGCGUCCGCACCACGCGGAGACGGCCGCCCUACAGCAGGCUGCUCUGGCAGGUUACCAGCAGCAUUACGCCCCGGAGAAGGUGCAGACGGUGGUGGCCGUCCCGCAGGAGGCUCAGCACGUCCAGCAGGUACAUCAUGUUCAGCCAGUCCAAGCAGAGGAGUAUGUUGAAGUGGUGCCACACGUGCUAGCCUCAACAGAGCAUAGCGCUCCAUACGCCACGGUCGAAGCCGUCCACGUGCAGCAGUACACCCCGCAGCAGGUGGCUACGCUGCUGACACUCCAACAACAGCAACAGCAGGAGGACGGCGGCGGCACCAGCAUCUCCAGCCUACUGGCGCAGAAGCUGAAGACGCUACAGGGCAUGCCGGCCAAGGCGGUGCUCGGGUUCCCGGUGAUGCUUCUGCUGGCUAGCUUGACGGCGGGAGCGCUUAUCUAACGGGUGACUCCACUCGCUAAAGUGGUGUUCAUAUGACAGUGUAGUGAAACCUCAGUUGCUGCGGUACUACAGAAGGCAGCAGCAGGUGACAAAGACAAUUCCCUCGGCAGUCACUGUUUACUGAGGCGCCAGGGGUAGACUAUAAUCCGUCCGUGUGAAGACAGACGUUAUGACGCUGUCACGCUCAACGCUAUCACCGCCAGUGUAAAACUAGCGCUCAAACUCUUCGGGGCUUUAUUGUUGCGCGUUCGGCGCUAUUCGAACGUCGUUGCUAGUUUUGAUGAACAGGGCUAAAUGGGUCCAAUGUGGGUACGUGGAGGCAUUUGCAAUCUGGCAUUUGGCAUUUGUGCGUUAGUAGUGUCAACCUGAGGUAUAAUGGGCAUAUUUUAUGAGCAGGUAUAAUGUGGUUUUACGUGUGCCAAAUGUGUCGCUUUUGUAACACGGGCGAUUCCUACUGA
Molecule: messenger RNA, 12567 nt
Organism: Amphibalanus amphitrite
Lineage: Eukaryota; Metazoa; Arthropoda; Thecostraca; Balanomorpha; Balanidae
Product: mucin-19-like
Exons: 11
Coding region: 467-12109 (3880 amino acids)
Biological process (GO): nucleotide catabolic process
Molecular function (GO): hydrolase activity
Source: RefSeq, a predicted model, not a curated record